UCCGCCAUAUUGACUGUUGUCUUGACUGGAGAAGAUAGUGAGCAUUUGUGAUACUAGAAKAAUCGAAACCGUGCUUUUAAACACCUCUAAACUAGUGCAACCUUGGCUAAAGGAUAUAUCCGACACCUGCGUGAUGGCGAGGAAGAAGAGCAAACAGCAAGGAGUCGGGAACAAGGACCUAGUGCCCGGACAACAGAGCAUAUCGAAGAGCCCCGUCUCUCCCGGAGAUGCAGCUGGCGGUGGUGGCGGAGAUGCAGGGCUGGAUAGACUGGCGGCCAGGGCGAAUCAGCCGAGGCACACCUGCUGCCUCCUGUGUCACCGUGAGUUUAAGGACUGGGGGGCGAGCUCUGCCAACGGUCUGCCUGGGGGCCACGGGGCGAAGCUAGCUGACGCUGUCCCAGCCCUGUCCCAGGCCCUGCUCAGAGAGGUGCCGGGCCAGAAGCUGUCCGACACCGUGCCUUCGUUGAGCCAGUCUCUACUGGGAGAGGUGCCGCUCUGGAUCUGCCAGAGCUGCCGGAAGAGCGUCGAGGAGGAGGAGAGACGGAGCGCACAGGAAACGCCUGCACCGGUUCCGUUGUCCACUCGUCGUCGUGUAAGGCUCAGUAGUUGUGGUGAAGGUUAUCCCAGAGCAGAGCUCCGUACACGGGACCCGUCUUCCCUUCCUCUCAGCCCACAAAUUCUGGUCCUUGGAAACUCGGCUCACAGCAACGGAGGGAUACACUGUAACCACAGCACUGCCCUUCGCACGCACAGCAAGCCCCCGGCCGCUCCGACCAGCCGUAACUACACAGAGAUCCGUGAGAAGCUKCGGUCCCGUCUGACGCGUCGUAAGGAGGAGUGUCUUCCCCAGAGACGGGACUCMGACCCGUCCGUGUCCACCUCCAUCGACCACCGAGACGUGGACGAGCUGUUGGACUUCAUCAACUCCUCAGAGCACAAACCAGCCAACAGCGCGAAGGCUGCCAAGCGGGCACGRCARAAACAGAAGAAAAAGGUGAUGUCAAAUUACAUGGAGAAGCAGAGCCAGGCAGGUAGUGGUGAUUGUGAGGGAGGUGGUAGCGACCCCCUCCUCAAACCCUCCAGAGCCAGUGAGGACCCGACCACUUCAGCCAGGAGGAGGAGAGGAGGAGGAUGUGUGACGGGGAGGACGGUGGAAGGCCGGGGGCUAGUCGGCUGCUGA
Messenger RNA from Salvelinus sp. IW2-2015, 1180 nucleotides. The record is from RefSeq and is a predicted model, not a curated record. Lineage: Eukaryota; Metazoa; Chordata; Actinopteri; Salmoniformes; Salmonidae.